Vicia villosa (hairy vetch) is the source of this 2083-nucleotide messenger RNA. Its product is annotated as regulator of G-protein signaling 1-like. NCBI's taxonomy places the organism in Eukaryota, Viridiplantae, Streptophyta, Magnoliopsida, Fabales, Fabaceae. The record is from RefSeq and is a predicted model, not a curated record. The transcript is spliced from 6 exons. Bases 140 to 763 code for a protein of 207 amino acids.
UAAGAAAUAGAGAAAAAAAAGUAAUAGUAAAUCAAAGUGUGAAACAAACAUCACGUGGAAAUGGUGUUGACUAGGAAAACAAAGAGAACAACAUUGUCAGCUUGGAUUCAAUGCAAACUGUACCUCAGAUGAUAACUGAAUGGCGAAUCACUGUGCCGUCCAAGGAGGCUGUCCCACUGACUAUGCAGCCGUUGUCGUUUCCGUUGCCUCCUUAAUUCUGCUUCUGGUAUGGUCAAUAUUUCCCUUCAUAGUUCACAAGGUUCCUCGUACUAAAGGAAGUGGUUUUUGGAUACCUGUAAUUCAAGUUGUUGCUAGCUUCAACCUUCUUUUAUCAAUUAUGAUGUCAAACCGUUUCUUGAAAUUUGAAAAGAGGCAUUGGAUGUCAUGCUAUUUGUGGGCAGUUUGGGGUGAAGGUCCACUAGGAUUUGGUUUGCUGUUGAGCUGCCGCAUAACACAAGCAUUUCAGUUAUAUUUUAUCUUUGUCAAGAGGCGUUUACCACUGAUCCGAUCAUUCUUUUUAAUUCCACUUAUUCUAUUUCCCUGGAUUGUUGGUGCUGCUGUUAUCCAUAUAAAGAAGCCUCUUAACAAUCGCUGCCACAUGUCGGCUCAGUGGACCAUACCAGUUGUUUGCCUUCAUUCAUUAUAUGUUGCGACUUUGGUUGGGGUAACUGCUGCUGUUCAUCAUAUAGAGUUCAGGUUUGAUGAACUCAGAGACCUUUGGAGAGGAAUACUUGUAUCAUCCGUAUCCUCUAUUGCUCCUUGAUUCACCAUGCGAGUUUUUGUUAGAACAAGAAAUGUUCUGAUCAAUAUUCUUAGUUUUGAUGAUAACAUUAAAUAUGAAUUUUGUAUAAGACAAUGUGGUACUCUAAUCCUUUACGUUUUCCAUUACAGGAAAAGUAUAAAAGAGUAUGCAUAAAUCGGCGUUCAGAAGCACUGACCCAGAAGUUCUGGAUGGCUUCAUCAGAACAUGGCCUGGUAAGACAUCAGAAGAUGGUCCUGCAGAAUCAGAACAUGAACUGGAAAGCAACAGAAGAUGGUAGCAGAAGUACAAGCUCUGAAACUCUGAUGGUAUCACGCUCAAAGCACUUCAAAGUCUGAAGACAGUAGUUGCUCUACACCAAAGUUGAAGACUCUGAUAUUCAAAGGUUGUUAUCUACAAAAUCUGAGUCCAGAAGAAAGUACAAGAUGAAAGGCUAUAACGUUAAUUCUCUGACUGAUAAAAGGAACGUUAGAAGCUACAAAAGGCAAAGUCAGUAAAAGCAGCAAAAGCAUGGCUCGAGGUAGUUGACAAAAGUGUGAAACAUUAAAUGCAGCGUUGUACUAUUCACGCAAAGCAUUAAAUGCUCCCAACGGUCAUUUCCUCUCAACGCCUAUAUAUAGUAGUUCCAUUCAGAAGCAGCAUACAACACUUUGCACAAACAUACCAAAACGCUGUCAAACUGAAAAGCAAAAAGAACUUCAUCUUCAACCUCAGAACUUUGUAAUAUCCUAGUGAGUGUUAAGAACUAGAACUUAAGAGAAAUAUCACUUUGUGAUUACAGCUUUAUUAGAAGAAAUUUAUACUCUUGUAAACAUUUAUUUUUACAUUGAUUGUAAAAGGAAUUCCUAGAGUGAUCAAGUUGUGAUAUGUAGACUCUAGAAGACUUAGAGGGUAUCUAAGUGGAAAACCAUUGUAAUCAGUUGGAUUAGUGGAUUAAAUCCUCAGUUGAGGUAAAUCACUCUAAAGGGGUGGACUGGAGUAGUUUGGUUAACAACGAACCAGGAUAAAAAUCAUUGUGUUGAUUAUUUUUAUCUUCCAAGUUUUUGAGUUACACUUAUUCAAUCCCCCCUUUCUAAGUGUUUUUCUAUCCUUCAAUUAGCAUCAGAGCGCCGGUUCUAAGUGCAAGCACUUAACCGUGUUAGACAAAAGAUUCAGGGAGAAAAACACAAAAUGGUUGAUACAAUUCCAACUCCUACUCCUGAGCAAAACAACAAUGGUAACAAUGGAAGCAGUAGCUUCAAUGGUUACAAUAGACCACCAGUCUUUGAUGGAGAAAAUUUUGAGUAUUGGAAAGAUAGACUUGAAAGUUAUUUACUAUGUCAA